CCUAAAAGAAUCACCAAAGCCAAGAAACAACAAAAAAAAAAAAUGGCCAAGAAAAUGAUGGCAGUGUUUUUGAUGUGCAUUGUGGUGGUAACCAGUUUGCAAUUUGCCACUGCCAAUAAGGAGUAUGAAGUGGCCAGUUACGAAGCCAAAUUUGAUGCCAAGUACAAGGCCUGCUUUGUAACUUGUGAGAAAGAAUGCAUUGAACGUGGAAGUGGCCACAGUUAUUGUGAAGUUAAAUGCGACGAAGAUUGUGGUGCAAAAGAAGCUGCCGAUAAGUUGCAUAUCCAUUAGCAUUGAAUAAUAUGGACAAAAAGGAAAGAAGAGCUCUUGUGAAGGAUCAAGUAGUAAUUAAUAUUAUAUCGAAAUUAAACUUGUAAUGUGAUUCCAAUAUUGGGAUUAUAAAGUUUUUUGGUCUUUGGUGUACUUAUUGAUAUGUGAAUCCACAUGGUAACGAUUUUCUAAACUAAUUGUCAACAUCUCUAAUUAAUUGGGUUAUUAACUAGAGAUGACUAUUUAAAACUUAGAAUAUAUAGUUUUUG
This is a messenger RNA of Cucumis sativus (cucumber), 539 nucleotides long. RefSeq names its product major pollen allergen Ole e 6. The coding region runs from base 43 to 291 and encodes 82 amino acids. The record is from RefSeq and is a predicted model, not a curated record. NCBI's taxonomy places the organism in Eukaryota, Viridiplantae, Streptophyta, Magnoliopsida, Cucurbitales, Cucurbitaceae. The transcript has 2 exons.